This is a messenger RNA of Scylla paramamosain (green mud crab), 637 nucleotides long. Its product is annotated as small ribosomal subunit protein mS37-like. The coding region runs from base 196 to 588 and encodes 130 amino acids. The record is from RefSeq and is a predicted model, not a curated record. Gene Ontology annotation, biological process: mitochondrial translation. Gene Ontology annotation, molecular function: RNA binding. The transcript has 4 exons. Gene Ontology annotation, cellular component: mitochondrial ribosome; nucleoplasm; mitochondrion. Lineage: Eukaryota; Metazoa; Arthropoda; Malacostraca; Decapoda; Portunidae.
AAGAAUAUAAAUAAUAAGAACAAAUAUAUAUAAGCAAAUAAGAAAAUACAGAUAGCAACACGGGGUUUAAAAUCAGCGGGGAGAGCUGUUGAAAGGGCCAUCUCCCGUCCCGACCCACAACUGAACAUCAAAACACAGCCGACUCUCCUCAUGAAUUAGGCCAGACGCAGCACACCCCAUCAACUGUCCACCACCAUGCGGCUCACCCCUCUCAACCUGCGCUCCAUGUACCUCGUCAAUAACCAGCGCCCCAAGAAUGGCCGCCGUGCCACCCGUGUGCCGUUCCCUUUCAAUGGCUGCCUGCCCCUCCAGCUGCGGGACAGUGUAUCCGGCAAGAGUGAAAAACUGCAGAGUAAUCCAUGUGUUCAGGAAAUGUUUGUGAUGUUCUCCUGCUUCAAGAAGAAUGACUUUGACCAGGCACUGUGUAGUAAGGAAAUCCAGACCUUUGAAGCAUGUCACCUCAACCAUCUGACCAACGAGAAGAGGAAGAAAGAACAAGAGAGGCGGGGCGUCAUGGUUCCUGGUGAGAAGCGACUUGCUCACAAGCAGUUAAAUCACCUAUUAGGAAGAUACAAGCAACCUGUGUAGUUUAAGGAGUUGCUGUGUACAUAGUGUUGAAUAAAGUCUCAGUUGUACA